CACUUGGAAAGUUUCUGGGCUGAAUAGAGCCCUCUCAUAGUAUUCCGUCGCGAUGUCAGAAGACUCGAGGGCCAUCGUCAAAGCCCUCGAGAAAGUCCUUGUCCGGCUUAGCGAGAAUCCGUAUCCGCAUGUCCCCAAUCCUCCCAAUUCCUCGCAAAAACGAGCCAGCGUUGCUGCCAUUAUUCGUGUCCGACCGGCCUAUAAACCUGUCCCUGCAAGUGUCAACGGCUCCCUCAUAGCGGUCGAUAAGCCUUCUCCCCCGUCUCCCCCCUCUACAAUCAGCGAGUUCUUCGCGCAAGAAUGGGUCCAAGAAGGAGACCCAGAAUUACUCUUCAUCAAACGCGCCGGGCGCGCUGGCGAUAGGUGGUCAGGGCAUGUUGCCUUGCCUGGUGGGAAACGAGAUCCUGAAGACGCGGAUGACUUUGCUGCUGCUGUCCGCGAGACAAGAGAAGAGAUAGGCCUGGAUCUGGACACGAUGGAUUGUCUGCCUGCAGGGAAUCUUCCUGAACGGCUGGUCACUACUUCUUGGGGAAAAGACGUUCUCAUGGUGUUGUGUCCCUACAUCUUCCUCCUGACAGGGAAGACAGUCCCUGCUGCCCAGCCACAACCCACCGAAGUUGCCGCAGUGCAUUGGGUCUCUCUCCGCGCGCUGCUCUCACCAACUCUACGGACUAGAGAAGCCGUGGAUAUCUCCUCGAGGAUAGCCAAGCACGUUGGACCCGCAAUCCACAAACUGAUCCGUUGGACAAUGGGCAAGAUGAUGUUCAGUGCCGUCCGCCUUCUCCCCACAGAGUCUGUUUAUGCCAGUUCCAUACCGGGUUUCAUACCCACAGAGGGUGGCGACAAGCUUUCCACGCUGGCGGGAUGGGCUCAAGCGCCCUUCGGCAUCCCCUCCUCCUCAUCUAUUCACCACUCCCUCCUAACUUUCCAACAACCGCUUAUCCUCUGGGGUCUGACACUUGGCGUGCUGGCAGAUCUUCUGGACCAACUGCCACCCUACAACGCCGUGGCGCUCUGGAAAUAUCCGACAUUCACGGUGCCUGACCUCCGCCUACUUGUGUACAUCAUGACCCGCUCGUUCCGAAAGAAUACUGCAGAAGCCUUCUCGUCGGGAUCUUGGCCGAGUCGACCACAGCGGCAGCCGAGUCAAACCGCCAUGGAUGGCGCAACCGAGGCGACAGCCAUCUCUGUGGCCGAACCCGCGCCUGCAAUGGGACCCGAAUCGACAUCUGCACCAAUCCCUACUGCUACGGGUCGACAAGCCAAGCGAUCAUCUUUCAACAAACACAGUGUCGGCAUCGGCGGAUUAGGUGUCGGGAAAGACCCGCAGCACGCUGUCGGUAAGUUGCUGCACGGGUAUUACGACAGAGUGAAUUGGGCGAUCGCCCUGUUUCUGGCGUACAGAACAGCGCUCACAAUGAGUGUGGCGUGGUGGGUGGUUAGAUGGUGGCGAAGACGAAGGGCUGCGGGCACGUAAUGUUUUGCUGAGGGACCAGGAGUGGGCGGCACGAUGCACCGCAUUGUCUGAUCGGGGCUAGGUGGCUGUAUUUAUGAGGAUUCUAGAGCUUACUUGGGAUCGCCGGCUGCAUUCUAUAUACAGUUCUGGCAUUUUGGCAUUGUUGUUUAACGCGGCACAGCUUGCAUAUUCCAACGGGAAGAUUUGAGGAGCGGAGAUUUUGGUUCUAGAUCUACCCUUUUGCAUCGAUGCACAAUAAUACACAAUGUGAACCAGAUGAUUUCGAAAGUCAAGACGAAA
Messenger RNA from Cladophialophora immunda, 1756 nucleotides. RefSeq lists its product as uncharacterized. Gene Ontology annotation, molecular function: coenzyme A diphosphatase activity. Lineage: Eukaryota; Fungi; Ascomycota; Eurotiomycetes; Chaetothyriales; Herpotrichiellaceae. Bases 53 to 1477 code for a protein of 474 amino acids. The transcript has a single exon. The record is from RefSeq and is a predicted model, not a curated record.